CGACCUUCUGUCUGUGGGACAAGACAAAGGAAUUUGAGCGAGCAGCGAAUAACAGAGGGAGAGAGAGAGCAAAAGAUGGAGAAAAAGAGUGUGAGUUUGGAGGGAAAGAAGGUGAUAAUGGUACCGUACAUGGAAGCACACGUACCCAAGUACCAUGAGUGGAUGCAAGACCCGGCUCUCCUUGAAGCCACCGGCUCUGAGCCCCUCACCCUUGACCAGGAAUUUCACAUGCAGCUCUCCUGGACCCAAGACCCCCACAAGCAGACUUUCAUUGUAUUGGAUAAGGAGAUGCUUGUUGGAGAGUUCACUCAUGGAGACCCCCAUGUUGAAGCCAUGGUUGGUGAUGUGAACCUAUACAUGAACGACUUGGAUGAUCCCCAUAUGGCAGAAAUUGAAAUAAUGAUAGCUGAACCGAAAAGUCGGGGUAAAGGACUUGGAAAGGAAUCUGUCUUGAUUAUGAUGGCCUUUGCAGUUGAGAACUUAGGGAUCCACAUCUUCCGCUCUAAAAUUGGAGAUUCAAACGGAGCAUCUCUUACCUUGUUCCAGAAAUUGGGAUUCGAAGAGACUUCUUAUAGUGAAAUAUUUAAAGAGGUGACUUUGGAGUUACAAGUAACAAAGCCCAGGCAUGAGGAACUGUUGAAUUUGCUGGGUAAUGUCGUCACACAUACAUAGCCCUAAUGAACAUGACUGUUCACUUCAUUUAUCUGUAUUAGAAUAAGCUUCUGUCAGUUAUUACUUAUCAAAAAAAAAGAAAAAGAAUAAGCUUCUGUCAGUGUUUAUGCACGUUUGGACCAUAAAUAGGUUAAAACUAUUCAUCUUGUUAAAAGGAUGGUUCACUUGAAUGUAGGAAUUAUUGAUAGAUCAUUUUUGCUAAUUUGUGAGUCCUAUUCUUUUUGUCCUUUGA
Messenger RNA from Corylus avellana, 904 nucleotides. Its product is annotated as Acyl-CoA N-acyltransferases (NAT) superfamily protein. Lineage: Eukaryota; Viridiplantae; Streptophyta; Magnoliopsida; Fagales; Betulaceae. The record is from RefSeq and is a predicted model, not a curated record. Gene Ontology annotation, molecular function: N-acetyltransferase activity.